AUGAAACCUUCCAUCUCAACUUGGACGCUGAUCUUUCAUUUAUUCAUUUUCGCCAAUGUAAUUUUCCCGACAAACGGUGAUGUUGAUGUGAACGCUCUUUUUAACUGCCAAGAUAAACCUAAGAAGCAUCAAACGGUAGCGGAACGAGAAGCAGAAUUAGAAGCCGCAUUCACGAACCUUGAAGACGAAGGAUUCAGAUAUCCGGCAGAAAUUGAACGAGAAGCUCGUCUUCUCAUGAAACAGCUUCAUCUCCAACAAUGCUCACAUCUUGGAAUUGUCAAUCUGCUCCUUAGAAACGACUUGAGUGCGAUCAAUCAGCUACACUACAUGAGAAUCAUGGAAGGAAGCAAAUCGCAGGACAAAAUCAAUUUCGUUCCACAAGACUACGGGAAAUCGAGAAAACGUCCGACAAUCCAAGUGGAUAUACCCAGCCUUGAGAACGAUUUGUCUCACCAACCGACAGAAACCGUCAGUGCUCAUUCAGAAUCAAGUGAUGAGCUCAGCCCAUACUCCACUCAGAACUCUUUGGACCCCCAUUCCAAGACUUCGGAAGAAAAAGUGGACGUUUCUAUUUCUUCCGAUCCAGUUCAAAACGAAAGCAUGUCGACGGUCUAUUCCAUCAUUGGCUUGGUUAUCUCUUCCCUUUGCGUUUUCAUUUUGGUAGCCACAACCGCCUAUUUCGCGUUCAAGGCCACAAAAAAGGCAAAGUAUGCUAUUGAGAUGGUUUGA
Molecule: messenger RNA, 729 nt
Organism: Caenorhabditis briggsae
Lineage: Eukaryota; Metazoa; Nematoda; Chromadorea; Rhabditida; Rhabditidae
Exons: 5
Coding region: 1-729 (242 amino acids)
Source: RefSeq, a predicted model, not a curated record